UGAGGAAGUUUACUGGAGUAAAAUGGAGGCCUCGGUAAUAUUACCCAUUCUGAAGAAAAAACUAGCCUUCCUUUCAGGAGGAAAGGACAGACGAAGUGGCCUCAUUCUGACAAUUCCAUUAUGCUUGGAACAGACAAAUAUGGAUGAGCUGAGUGUCACCUUAGACUAUCUACUCAGCAUUCCAAGUGAAAAGUGUAAGGCUAGAGGAUUUACCGUGAUUGUGGAUGGCAGAAAAUCACAGUGGAAUGUGGUGAAAACAGUAGUCUUAAUGCUACAGAAUGUUGUUCCAGCAGAAGUGUCCCUUGUUUGUGUGGUAAAGCCAGAUGAAUUCUGGGAUAAGAAAGUAACACAUUUUUGCUUUUGGAAAGAAAAGGAUAGACUUGGCUUUGAGGUUAUUUUAGUGUCUGCCAAUAAAUUGACUCGUUAUAUAGAACCAUGUCAGUUAACAGAAGAUUUUGGUGGAAGUCUCUCUUAUGAUCACAUGGACUGGUUAAAUAAGAGGCUGGUUUUUGAGAAGUUUACAAAGGAAUCUACAUCAUUAUUAGAUGAACUUGCUUUGAUUAACAAUGGAAGUGAUAAAGGAAAUCAAGAGAAAGAAAGGUCUGUGGAUUUAAACUUCCUUCCAUCAGUUGAUCCUGAAACAGUUCUUCAGACAGGGCAUGAAUUGUUAUCCGAAUUACAGCAGCGUCGAUUUAAUGGCUCAGAUGGAGGAGUGUCAUGGUCUCCUAUGGAUGAUGAACUGCUUGCACAGCCACAGGUUAUGAAAUUAUUAGAUUCACUGAGAGAGCAAUAUACUCGUUACCAGGAAGUUUGUAGACAACGUAGUAAGCGUACACAACUAGAAGAGAUUCAACAGAAGGUGAUGCAGGUUGUGAACUGGCUUGAGGGACCUGGAUCAGAACAACUUAGAGCCCAGUGGGGGAUUGGAGAUUCCAUUCGGGCUUCGCAGGCCCUACAACAGAAGCACGAAGAGAUCGAGAGCCAGCACAGUGAAUGGUUCGCAGUGUAUGUGGAGCUUAAUCAGCAAAUUGCAGCACUCUUAAAUGCUGGGGAUGAGGAAGAUCUUGUGGAGCUGAAGUCCCUGCAGCAACAACUUAGUGAUGUUUGCUAUCGACAGGCCAGUCAGCUGGAAUUUAGGCAAAAUCUCUUACAAGCAGCCCUUGAAUUUCAUGGUGUUGCCCAAGAUUUGUCUCAGCAGUUGGAUGGCUUAUUAGGGAUGUUGUGCGUAGAUGUAGCACCAGCUGAUGGAGCAUCGAUUCAGCAAACUUUAAAACUGCUUGAAGAGAAGCUGAAAAGUGUUGAUGUAGGAUUGCAAGGUUUGCGUGAAAAAGGUCAAGGUCUUCUGGAUCAGAUCUCCAAUCAGGCAUCCUGGGCAUAUGGGAAGGAUGUAACCAUUGAAAAUAAAGAAAAUGUGGACCACAUACAAGGAGUGAUGGAAGAUAUGCAGCUUAGGAAACAAAGAUGUGAAGACAUGGUAGAUGUGCGAAGGUUAAAGAUGCUUCAGAUGGUGCAGUUGUUUAAAUGUGAAGAAGAUGCUGCCCAGGCAGUAGAAUGGCUAAGCGAACUUCUGGAUGCUCUGCUUAAGACCCACAUCAGAUUGGGUGAUGAUGCCCAGGAAACGAAAGUUUUACUGGAAAAGCAUAGAAAAUUUGUUGAUGUCGCACAGAGCACUUAUGACUAUGGAAGACAGUUGCUACAGGCCACCGUUGUGUUGUGCCAAUCUUUGCGCUGCACUUCUCGGUCAUCUGGGGAUACACUUCCUCGACUGAACAGAGUAUGGAAGCAAUUUACGAUAGCAUCUGAAGAGAGAGUACAUAGGCUGGAAAUGGCUAUUGCAUUUCACUCAAAUACCGAAAAGAUUUUGCAAGACUGUCCAGAAGAGCCUGAAGCUAUUAAUGAUGAGGAGCAAUUUGAUGAAAUUGAAGCAGUUGGGAAAUCACUUUUGGAUAGAUUAACUGUUCCUGUAGUUUAUCCUGAUGGAACUGAACAAUAUUUUGGGAGUCCAAGUGACAUGGCUUCUACUGCAGAACACAUCAGAGACAGGAUGAAACUAGUUAGUCUCAAAAGACAGCAGCUGAGACAUCCUGAGAUGAUGACCACAGAGAGCUAAUGGCAACCAGCUUCCCACAGACCUGCGUUCACAAUAAUCCUGCAUGUCAUCGGCAUACUGCUGCAUUAGCCACAGCACAUUCAGAUACAUUUCACAGCCAAGAUAAGCCUCCUUUCUUUCCAUUACACAUUUCUCUCUACAUGUUAGCACCUUGCAACUACCAAGGCAUAAUUAUUUAACAUGCUUUGGGACCAUAGACUCCAAGUAUCUUAAAAGAAGGAACUAUAAACAUUGCACUGAAAACCUGCUUUAAAGCUUUACCUGACCUGUCAGUUUGUAGAUGAACAACUGAUAAUAAGCUUUGAGUGGUGCUAAUAAGAGUUUAGGAAUUCUCUAUAUAAAAAUAAUUGCCCUUCCUCCCCAGGUGAUGUAGUAAAUUUAGACUAUAUAGUGAAAUGGUUAUUAGUAAACAGUGGUGUCCUCAAAAUUUUACUUUUUAAUUUUUCUUCAAAAUUGAUUAUUUUUAUUGUGUCAGUAUGAAGAAAACAUUCAGAUCUUUGAUAUAUCAUAGUCAUUGAAAGACAUUUUCCUAUUUGUAAUGAUAAUGUAUUAAAAGUUGUUUGUGCUUAAUAAAAGGCUUCUUUUAAACAUCGUA
Molecule: messenger RNA, 2705 nt
Organism: Myotis davidii
Lineage: Eukaryota; Metazoa; Chordata; Mammalia; Chiroptera; Vespertilionidae
Gene: SESTD1
Product: SEC14 and spectrin domain containing 1
Exons: 17
Coding region: 23-2110 (695 amino acids)
Source: RefSeq, a predicted model, not a curated record